Molecule: messenger RNA, 813 nt
Organism: Aspergillus niger
Lineage: Eukaryota; Fungi; Ascomycota; Eurotiomycetes; Eurotiales; Aspergillaceae
Exons: 8
Coding region: 1-813 (270 amino acids)
Source: RefSeq, a predicted model, not a curated record
AUGGCCAAAAUCAACCUGCCGAAAAAGAUAAGCUUUGGAAAGAGCGGGGGGACUGAUGCUUAUGUUGCUAAGUUCGAGGAUCCAUGGCAUGGCUGGGUGAGCUUGGGCAGCUUCGGGAUUGCCGGAGUUGGUGGAGUUUUGUACGCUCCGAGAUUCAAUGGCUGGUGCGGGAUGAGAUUGGAUUGGAUUGGGGUUGCCGGGAUAACUUGUGUAUUCGGUAGCUGGAGGCCUGAGCGGAUAUUAGCCAAUGUAUGCUACAUGAUCCCUGUUGCUCACAUGCUAGUAUUCAUGAUGUCCGAGAGUAGCAGCGAGCUCUGCUUCGAUGCCGUCAUUGCAAUCUACUCGGACUUUAGGGUAGCAGGCCCACCUCAAGUCCACCAGACGAGUUACAUUCCAGUCAUAAGCAAGAAGCAUGCUGCUCUAAUGAAGGUCUUUUGGAGGGAGAACAAAAAGCCCUCGACCAACUCCUUCUCGAAGACAUAUUUCGAUAUUGUUUUCACCACAGAGAGUGAGGCUCGUUGUAACACAGUCUCUAAGGUCCUGCCUCGCAGGAAAAUUUUCUCAUCUCCGUUACCCGGCAUGAAUUGUCACCAAUUCUGUAUGGGCAGUCAAGGAGACAUGGCUUUGCACCGAGUGCUAGCAGUGACGGUGAUACGGACGUAUAGAGACUGGGUUAAGGUGAUGUGCGACAACACCUCAGAUUCAGCUCAGUGUGCAUUGAGAUCAGCAAAGAAUAUUCCGCUUCUCAUAGUAAGACAGAUAAUGGGAAAUAGCAGGAAGUUUGUUGCUUUGAUAGCGAGAUCAGCUAUCUAA